GAAAUAUUAAAACACUUAGGAUUCUUUAAACAAGUUUAGCAUGGAAUUUAAAUAUAUUGAUAAAAUAUUCAUUUAAACAAUGAUUCAAUGUACAAUAUAAAAUAUGUUCAAUAUUAAAUCUUUUCAAGGAUAAGCAUACGCUACUCUCUUACACACUCACACCCAUAUACACACACAUACACAUACACAUUUACUCACACGUAAAUAUCCACUAGAGACAGCUAAUGAAUAACACUUUUGCAAGUAUAUUUCCACCGGUCACAACAAGUUUAAUAGCCAUUCUAGCAACGACUGUUUCAACUGCAACUCUUGGCGGCAACAUUGUUGUAUUGAUAGCAUUUUUUGUUGAACGUUCUCUACGUGUACCAAGUAAUUAUUUCAUUGCAUCAUUGGCUAUGACUGACGUGCUGAUUGGAUUAUUUUCUAUGAAUUUAUUUAUUACAUAUCAACUGUUAGGUUAUUGGCCAUUAGGACAUUUAAUUUGUGAUUUAUGGUUAUCAUUGGAUUUUUCAGCAUGUUUAACAAGUCAGUAUACUGUAUUCUUAAUUACAUUGGAUCGUUUUUGUUCAGUGAAAAUACCAGCGAAAUAUCGAAAUUGGCGAACAUUUAAUAAGGUUCGAGUUAUGAUAUGCAUAAGUUGGAUAUUUCCAGCAGCUUUAUUCACACCAGUCAUUUUUGGUUGGUCGUAUUUAACCGGGGAACCAGAACGUGAAAUUGUCAAAUGUGAAGUCUCUUUCACCUAUUAUCCAGUAUUCAAUACAACAUUGACGAUAGGUUAUUUCUGGACUACAUUAGUUAUCAUGUGUAGUCUAUACGUCGGUAUAUACAAAGUAGCACGUCGAUUACAGGCGAAAUCCAUCGAUAAUAAUAAACGUUUAAUGCAAUUUUUAUCGAAAAUUGAUAAUAAACAAAUUUUAACACAACAAAAUACAUCAAAUAAUACAAAUUCACUCGAUGAUGACGAUGAUGGCGAUGAUAAUGAUAAUGAUGUUGACAAUGUCGAGAAGGUGAAGAGGAAGAAUACACAAAAUAACAUUCAAUUAUCAAAUGAUCAAUGUUUCAAUUCAAAUUGUUUAAAUAAGUAUCCAACAAAUUCAAAUAAUGAUGUGGCGGGAUAUUUAACAAACCAAACUUAUUGUUUGAAUAAAACAACAAAAGAUAUGUUCAAGGAGUCCAAUGAAUUAGCUGACUGUAAUUUUAUGAAUCAAUCUAAUAAAAUAAAUGGAAUAGAUAAAAUUCAACUAUAUUCAUUAACAACAGUUAGUCAAUAUCAACGUACAUCACCGAAAAACUUGAAACAGCAUCAUCCCCACCAUCUUGGUAUUGGUGAAAAUGAAUCCGUUUCACAACAAAGUGAUCAACUUCAACGCGGCUAUCAAUAUGAGAAUAAAACUUCUAAUGAUUGUUCAGUCUAUCAUAAUAGCGAUAGUAUUCUGAAUACAUCUCAGACACAUCAAACUAGUAUAUCGACAACAGCAACAACAGCAGGGACAACUGCUCAUGAGGACAAACAAGCAGAUUUGCAUAGAAAAGACUCUUUAUCAUCUCUAAAUGAUGAAAUUUUCUCUCUGCCAUCUGUCAACUUCUAUAUACCAUCACCAAAAGUUUCAACUUCUUCACCAAUUCAAAGUGAUCAAUCACUGUCACCGAAAUAUACCUAUUCUGAGAAUAACUCACCUGUAUGGAUUAGAAAAAAGGAUAAUUGUUAUGAUUCCGGUUUAAAUUUAUACGAAUGUGAUCUUUGUCCACAAGUGUUGAAAUGUCAACAGUUUAUAAGUGAUAAAAAUUUCUGUGAAAAUGGUGUAUACUACUAUUUAUCUGAUUCACCAUCAUGGGAUCAAUGUCCACCGACAUGCUGUUUAACUGAUAAAUGCGAAUAUUCUGAGUACACAACAUCCAGCGGAAAUAUGAGCUCAAUGUAUAAUAACCAAUUGACAAAUACCAACUGUUGGUACAGACGAUUCAUGCAUAGAUUGAAUAAACCAAAUAAUAUGCUUAUCAAAUCCGUGUGUACACUAAGCAAACAACAAUCACCUUCAUCAUUGUGUAAAUCCUGUGAUGACAAACCUUAUCCUUGUGGACUACAAAAUAAUUAUAACAAUAAUCAAGAUAUAUGUCCAUGUUAUUACUACAGUAGUAAUAAUAAUAAUAGUAAGAAUUUUAUUCAACAACACCGUGAAUCACAAAUAAGUGAAGAACCAACUAAACUGCAAUCGAAAUGUUUGUGUUGUAUCCUCCCGCCAAAACAACAAAUCAGUGCCGAUUUAAACAAUAAUCACACUCAAGGUCAAACCAGUCUAAGUAAUAGUCAAGUUCAAAGUCCAAAUAAUAGUGAUGAUUAUAUGAAUGUACAAAAUGGCCAACAAAAGAACAAAUCUAAUAAACUCUCUUUAAAAUACAAACAAAAGCAACAAAGAUUCAAUUCACAACAACACCAACAAUACGGAAAGUCAUCAACAUCAACAACAGCAACAACAAAACCUGGUAGACGACAGACAAGUCUUUCAAUAUUUCAAUCUUUAUCAAAUAUUGAUGCACAGAAUCGUAAACAUGCACGUAAAGCAUUGAAAACGAUUAGUUUUAUUUUGGGAGCAUUUAUGAUCUGUUGGACACCAUAUCAUAUUAUUGUAUUGAUCAAAGGUUUUUGUGAUGAUUUAGCUACGCAUACAAGUUGUGUGAAUAUACAUUUAUAUAAUUUAUCUUAUUGGUUAUGUUAUAUGAAUUCACCAAUUAAUCCAUUUUGUUAUGCAUUAUCAAAUAUAUCAUUUAGGCGAACAUUUUUUCGAAUAUUACGAUGUGAUUUUCAAAAAAGAUGA
This is a messenger RNA of Trichobilharzia szidati, 2816 nucleotides long. The record is from the annotation of a GenBank genome assembly. NCBI's taxonomy places the organism in Eukaryota, Metazoa, Platyhelminthes, Trematoda, Strigeidida, Schistosomatidae.